This is a messenger RNA of Ceratosolen solmsi marchali, 2273 nucleotides long. RefSeq names its product Rho GTPase activating protein at 71E. Gene Ontology annotation, biological process: signal transduction. The transcript has 12 exons. Lineage: Eukaryota; Metazoa; Arthropoda; Insecta; Hymenoptera; Agaonidae. The coding region runs from base 237 to 1913 and encodes 558 amino acids. The record is from RefSeq and is a predicted model, not a curated record. Gene Ontology annotation, molecular function: GTPase activator activity.
GUCGCAGUUGUCUUUCUUUCUCCUUUUUUUUUCUCCAUAACACAGCGUUUCGGCUACAUCACAAUAGAAAGACAAAUACGUGCAAUGAUGAUCCACGAUUUCUUACACAUCUUCCAGGUUGCAGCUACUCAUGAUUAUUGAAGAGUAGUCCUGAGUGAAUUAACAAAGGCACAUGUUUGAGUAACGGUUGAGUGAGGAUUUUGGUCAACGGAGAAAGAAAGGCCAAUCAAGUCACAAUGAGUAGUUGGACGGAGAGAAUGCAUCGACGUGCAGCAACUCUUGGCAAUGUAGUUACCAGUUGUGGACACCCUUCGUCCGUAUCACCUUAUCCACGAAGAUUGGAAAAAGUUAAAUUUGGAGUUCCACUUGAUGAAGUCUGUAAGAAUGACAUACCUGGACCAUUAUUGGUUUUAAUUUUGAAAUUAAACAAAGAAGCUCCAUUACGUAAAGAUGUAUUUCGAGCUCCAGGGCACCAGGGUAACAUGAAGAAAUUGAUUCAUUUUCUUCAAACUGGACGAUUAGUGAACAUGGAUAAUUUCAGCGUUUAUACAAUAGCCAGUGUUCUUAAAAAAUUUUUGCGUAAGAUUCCUGGUGGUGUUUUUGGAAGAGAAGGAGAACAACAAUUGUUCAGUGUUAUUCAACUGGAUAGCAUAGAACAACAAAGGGACCAGAUUCACAAAUUGAUCACUUCUUUACCAGUAUAUACUCAACGUUUAUUGGUAUUGUUAUUUGGAACAUUUAGGGUGGUUGCAGUAAAUAGUGAAAGAGCCAGAACAGGUAUGACUAGUGAAGCCCUUGGUGUUUCCGUUGCUCCAUCUUUCUUCCAAAGUUGUGUUAGUGAUGGGAAAACUGCAAAGAUGGAAGACGUUCUUAGGUUUAAGGCGGAAGUGUCAGUUGCUACAAGAGUAAUGAAGUUCAUGAUAGAUAAUUUUGGGGUUUCGAAUUUAUUCGGAAGAGAGAACUAUGAAUUUUAUGCACGAAUUACUGGACGAAUACUAAAAGUCGAAGAAGACUGGAUUUUUAGUUUUCGUUAUCCCCCCGAUACGUUAGUAUCACGGCAAUUGUCACUAGAAGCAGAAAAGACUUGGUUACAAUAUGAAUGUGAGAGAUGGGGAUUGAAGUUUAAUCUAGAAUCAAUGUCUCAUCAAGAAGAAUCACAAUCUACUCCAGCAUUAAUUCACGUACCAGAAUCCUUAGAACUCACAUCGUCGCUUGGAAUGAUUCCAGAAAAUACACUUCUAGAAAGCUAUACUCGCCUAUCAGUUAGUUUAGAGGAAAAUGGUUUUUUUCAAGCUUCGAGUCGGUCAUCAAGCAAUGGGAGUCACCACUCGCGUCAUGCAGGAAUGACACUGGACGAACUUCGAGCAGUUAAUCGUUAUGCCGAAAGUACGAAGAGUCUCAGCUACUUGCCUCAGGUACAUGAGCGACAAACCGCACGCAUGCGAACUAGGUCCGAAUGGUUUCUCACUCCCGUGAGCGAAAGACUGGCCGCGACCGACAGCGAUCCUACGGCUAUACACGUCCUUCGCGGCUCCAAUCGGUCGUCGUCCGGCAACAUUGCAACGGGGUUAAGCGCAAGCGCUGAAUCGGUGAAGCGUCCGAGUUUACGAAGGAACUCUUCACGGGAGAAGUCUCGGCUGCACCGUAGCUCCUCCCGACGCAACAAGGAGAAUGGGGCCAAGGUUCGAGGCUCCUCCGAGAAUUCCAAAUCUCGCUCUCUCGAGACUGUGAAGGUGAAGGGGGCGCGGGUAACGAUCGACCAGCAGUCCGCCGAGAAGAUUAUCAGGAAUAGCGAGGAGCAGCUUGGCGGCAAGAUGCAUCAGCAGGGGGACGUGGCUAUUAGGCCCCAGGACUGCACCGAAAUGGACGUACAAACUUUUCACGUCACCCUUACCUACAAGCCGCGAAUAUAGGAAAUUUGUACUUUAUGCAACACUCGAACUCACUGCGAUCCCUUCCGUCCUACGACAUUUAUAUUUAUUACUUUCAAUUUUAUUCCACGUUAUUCUAUUACCUUUUUCCUUUCACACUCUUUUGAUUACUUCUAAUCACGCGCGACUUGGCUGCUUCGAUCGUAUUAAUUGCACUUUAUUUUACCUGCAACUCUUUAUUCCUCGUUAUUUACGUAGUAUCUCAAUCUAUUUGCCUGGACCUUUUCGCAUGGAUGGAUCUUUUUGCUCGUUAACCUUUAAAGAAAAUAUAUUUUGAUACAUUUCAAUUCAUUCUUAUUAAUAACGAACACAUUUUUGUGUUAUUUUCGUUGUCUAUAUAAA